UCUGGAGCUUGGAGGAAGUGAGACGGGGCUGGGAGCAAAUGUCCCCUCCCUUCCCCUCCUUUCCUGAGUCCGGGGUCAUCCUGGACUGUGUGCAUUCAGUGGACACAGACAAAACCCAGGGACUCCCACAAGCCUCAGGCCACAUGCUCUGCUUCCUGAGCUCCAGUUCUGAUCUCACCCUGCUGGGCCUAUGGGGGACUGUGGAUGCUGAGCUGGGGUGCGGCAGGACCGGGUAACACUCCGAAUCUUCUGCAGGAGCUGUUCAAGACGUUGGUGCCCACCCACUGCCUCGGCUCCAUCUGGUCUGAGCGCGACAACAGGGAACGCGAGUCCCUGGCACCCACCGUCCGUGACACUGUGAUGCACGACAACACCGUGGCCAAUUGCAUCCUCGUCACCUGCCUUGGGGACGCGAGCAUGACAGCGCAGGACAGGGCCAGGGUGGUUGAGCUGUGGAUCAGGGUGGCUGAGGAGUGCCGAGGCCUCGGGAACUUCUGUUCCCUCCACACAAUCCUUUCUGCCCUGCAGAGCCCUGCCAUUGCCCGUCUCCAAGACACCUGGGAACAAGUUUCCAGCAACAGAAGCCUCUAUGCAGCUGAAACCAACACUGUUCCAAGGAGAUCUGUUUGGGACAUCUGGGAAUGGAGGCCCCAAGGGACAAGAGGAGAGGUCCCUCUACAGUCCCAUGGGGACCUCAGAGCUCAGAGCACCCCAGCAAAAUCCCUCAUCCAGGCCCCAGGCA
Messenger RNA from Equus quagga, 742 nucleotides. RefSeq names its product ral guanine nucleotide dissociation stimulator-like. The record is from RefSeq and is a predicted model, not a curated record. Gene Ontology annotation, cellular component: plasma membrane. The annotation marks the transcript as partial. Gene Ontology annotation, molecular function: guanyl-nucleotide exchange factor activity. The transcript is spliced from 3 exons. Gene Ontology annotation, biological process: positive regulation of GTPase activity; Ras protein signal transduction. Lineage: Eukaryota; Metazoa; Chordata; Mammalia; Perissodactyla; Equidae.